Corticium candelabrum is the source of this 1631-nucleotide messenger RNA. Its product is annotated as actin-histidine N-methyltransferase-like. The coding region runs from base 42 to 1418 and encodes 458 amino acids. Gene Ontology annotation, biological process: peptidyl-lysine monomethylation. Gene Ontology annotation, molecular function: protein-lysine N-methyltransferase activity. Lineage: Eukaryota; Metazoa; Porifera; Homoscleromorpha; Homosclerophorida; Plakinidae. The record is from RefSeq and is a predicted model, not a curated record. The transcript has 9 exons.
GAGUAAGCCCGUAUAUUUCAUGGAUUUAGAUUUUACUAAGUAUGAUGACUUCUCGUAGUUUUGUUUUUAUGAUUUCCAGCUUUCGCGUACUAUUUUUGGUUGUUGGAAUUGAGAGUCGGAAUUUCAAUGGAUUUAUGGAGUGGCUGCAGGAUGAGGGAGGACACUUGUCUGGUGACGUGACGAUAGAAGAGUGUGGAGAGAUGGAAUUCGGAAUUAAAUGUGUCAACGGUUUGGAUAAGGGUCAUCGAGUUGCACACAUUUCCCUCUCUUCUUUGAUCAACAUAGAGCAUGCUGUCACAUCAGCCACUGCAGGACCCGUCCUCGAUGAGCUGUCGUACUUGACUGACACAAAUGCCAUGGCUUUGUUUGUGGCUUACGAGAGACAGCGAGGAGAUUCACGGUGGCAACCUUUUCUCAAUAUAAUGCCAACAAGAUUUGCAACGUCUCUGUUUAUGACAAAAAGCGAUGAAGAAGAACUGAAAGGAUCAACAUUUUUGGAGUUUGCUAGUCGAAGGAACAACGCUGUUGACAAGGUGUACAGGAGAUUAUCUCAACACCUGAUGGAUAUGUUUCCCCACUUCUUUCCUUCAUUGACUCGAGGUGAUUUUCUUUGGGGACUAUCAGUGCUGUGGAGUCGAACUCACAGAGUUGGAGUGAGGGAUCAUGAGGGAAAUUGGCAACACGUGCCUUGUCUCGUUCCUGUUGCCGACAUGUUUAAUAUGGCUGCAAAUGAAGACGAUGUCAACAUAGAAUGCAAGACAAAUGAUGAAUCAACGCACUUUGAGUGCUACACUACAAAACCCGUAUCCAACAAUUCACAGCUUCUUGUGAUGUAUGCAACCGAUCCAAUGCAGAGGCACAACGGUCGGCUUUUCAUGGACUAUGGAUUUGUGUUGGAAGACAAUCCGUAUGACAGUGUGACUGUGGAGAUGCCAAAGAUUGAUGCCGAUGAUAAAGAUGCCAAGUUAAGGGCAACGGUGUUGGCAUGGAUUCCAGCUGUGGCAUCGUCGGUGUUGCACAUGCCAAGGUUGAAUAGUUCAAGUGUGAUGACUUCAGAAUUGAUGACUGUCAUGCGAUGUUUGACAAUGAGAAAAGAGAGUCUCCAAGAAAUCAUCAAAGCUCGUUCCAUAGAGCCAUCAUCUCAUCAAGACAUCAAGAGAAUCAACCAGCUACCACCACCAGACGAGCUGCAAGCUCUUACCAAAGCAAUAUCUCACCUUCACACAGCACUUAACAAAUACACAAUAACAGUUGAAGAAGACAAAGAAAUCCUUCUGGAAAAGAGUGAGGCCCUUACGUUAGUUGUACGUAAUAUUGUCAUCUUACGUAAAGAAGAGAAGAGAAUAUUACGUCACAACUUGCAUCAUUUAGAGCAACAUAUGAUACGAAUCAAACGCUGGUUUAGUAAUGAAUUAUGAAGUCAUAUUUUUGUAUUUAUUUUAGGUAAUUAAAUAGUUUUAAUAUUGAAGUAAUUUAUGAUACAUACAGGGUGUGUCUAUAGCUGAUGGUUUGUGUAGACAUCUGAUUGAAAUGCUGGUAGUGGUUUUUAGAAUGAUCGAAUAUUGAUGUAAUGGGUUUGGACAACUUGUGGGUUUUUUUGUUAGGUGUGUAUGUGUAACAGGUUUAGGUUA